AACCGUUUCGCCUUUUGGCUGAAAUCUAAAACCCUAAAGAAGCCCUCCAAGCUGAAGAAUCCCAGCUUGGCUACUGAAAUAUCGACCAGAGACUUCAAAAUUGGUGUUUAAGGAAUGGUGGUUGGACUCAGAAACUUCACCGAGAGGGUCGGCGAUGGCGCCGGACAACGAGUGCUCAACGCCGACAACGGCGAGGAGCUCAUGCACGUCGAGUCUGGUGUAGCCAUUGUUCUCGGAAACCAUCCUCCUGAGUCCCCCGGGACUCUCUUCAUUUCCACCAAGCAAGUGAUAUGGUUGAGUGACGUAGACAGGGCCAAAGGGUAUGCGGUUGAUUUCUUGUCAGUGUCACUGCAUGCGGUUUCAAGGGACCCGGAGGCUUACUCUUCCCCUUGUAUAUAUACUCAGAUUGAGACUGAAGAGAAUGAUGCUGAUUCCGAGGGCUCAGAUUCAGAAUGUGAUGGAACUCUAGACUUAUCAAAGAUUACAGAGAUGAGGCUUGUCCCAUCUGACCCUAGCCAAUUGGAAACUCUGUUUGAGAUGUUUUGUGGAUGUGCUGAGCUAAAUCCGGAACCUAAUGACGAGGAAGAAGAAGAGCACAACUGGAUUUUUAGUGCUGAUCAGAUGGAAGAUGAUGCCACUGGGGAAGACAAUUCUGAAUGGAAUUUUGCUCACAACCCUUCUCACUCAAUUGGUCAAUCAAAUGGGCAUCAUGAUCUAGCUCAACCCAUGCUUGAGCUUCAAAUCAGCGAUGAACGGUUUGAGGAUGCAGAAGAGAUGGAACGCAACAGUGGCAGUGGCCAUACCUGAAGACCCAUCCUAUUGAUCUCUAACAGUUAAUUUUUUUCCUUUAUCUAUAGAUCUCUAUAGACCCAUCCAAGAUCUUGCUGUAUAUGCAAAGGAGUACUUCCUCUCUAUAGAUCUCUAUAAAGACCCAACUGCUGAGAACUUUUUGAAUGAGUUUAAUGUCUAAACUUUUUGUUGUUUCUUUGUUAGAUCUGUAAUUCUAAUGUUACUGAACGUUCAGUUGAAUUGAAGCUUUUAUGCUUGUUUUAACUCUAUACAACGCAUCUUGUAAUGAAUUGAAGCUUGGAUAGUAUCAUUUGUCGCAUUGAAACUGGUUUAUUUGAAG
Vitis riparia (riverbank grape) is the source of this 1129-nucleotide messenger RNA. Its product is annotated as chloride conductance regulatory protein ICln. The transcript has 7 exons. Bases 115 to 807 code for a protein of 230 amino acids. Gene Ontology annotation, biological process: spliceosomal snRNP assembly; mRNA cis splicing, via spliceosome; chloride transport. The record is from RefSeq and is a predicted model, not a curated record. Lineage: Eukaryota; Viridiplantae; Streptophyta; Magnoliopsida; Vitales; Vitaceae. Gene Ontology annotation, cellular component: plasma membrane; pICln-Sm protein complex; methylosome.